CACAAGCCCGGACAGAGGGAGGCACAGUUGGUUUGUGGAUUGGGCAACGGGCAAUAUGAAAACUGUCGUAAUCCUAGCGGGGCUGGUGGCCCUGGCACUCAGCAGUGCUGUACCACCUCCCAAGUAUCAGCACCAUUAUAAGACCAGUCCGGUGGACGCCAUAUUUGUAGAAAAACAAAAGAAAGUUUUUUCUCUUUUCAAAAAUGUAAACCAACUCGACUACGAGGCUGAGUAUUACAAAAUCGGCAAGGACUAUGACGUUGAAGCUAACAUUGACAACUACUCGAACAAGAAAGUAGUCGAAGACUUCUUGCUGCUAUACAGAACUGGCUUCAUGCCGAAGGGCUUUGAAUUCUCUAUUUUCUACGAAAGAAUGAGGGAGGAAGCCAUCGCUCUUUUCGAGUUGUUCUACUACGCUAAGGACUUCGAAACUUUCUACAAGACAGCUAGCUUCGCCCGUGUUCACGUUAACGAGGGCAUGUUCUUGUAUGCAUACUACAUUGCGGUCAUCCAACGUAUGGACACUAAUGGUUUAGUUCUCCCAGCGCCUUACGAAGUCUACCCACAAUACUUCACCAACAUGGAAGUCCUAUUCAAGGUCGACCGUAUAAAGAUGCAGGACGGUUUCCUUAACAAGGAUCUCGCCGCGUACUACGGCAUGUAUCAUGAAAAUGACAACUAUGUAUUUUAUGCCAAUUACUCCAACUCUCUCAGCUACCCCAACGAGGAGGAAAGGAUUGCAUACUUCUACGAGGACAUUGGUCUAAACUCGUACUACUACUACUUCCACAUGCACUUGCCUUUCUGGUGGAACUCGGAGAAAUACGGCCCAUUCAAGGAACGUCGUGGUGAAAUCUACUACUACUUCUAUCAGCAAUUGAUCGCCCGUUACUACCUGGAGCGUCUUACUAACGGCUUGGGUGAAAUUCCUGAAUUCUCCUGGUACUCUCCAGUGAAGACCGGCUACUACCCCAUGCUCUACGGUUCCUACUAUCCAUUUGCUCAAAGGCCCAACUAUUACGAUAUUCACAAUGACAAGAACUACGAGCAAAUCCGUUUCUUAGACAUGUUUGAAAUGACCUUCUUGCAAUACCUGCAGAAGGGACACUUCAAGGCUUUCGACAAAGAAAUUAACUUCCAUGACGUAAAGGCUGUUAACUUCGUGGGCAACUACUGGCAGGCUAAUGCUGACUUAUACAACGAAGAAGUUACCAAACUCUACCAACGUUCCUAUGAAAUCAAUGCUCGUCAUGUACUUGGUGCUGCUCCUAAACCUUUCAACAAGUAUAGCUUCAUUCCAAGUGCACUUGACUUCUACCAAACUUCGCUGCGUGACCCUGUCUUCUACCAGCUCUACGACAGGAUCAUUAACUACAUCAACGAAUUCAAACAAUACUUACAGCCCUACAACCAAAACGAUUUGCACUUCGUUGGUGUAAAGAUUAGCGACGUCAAAGUAGACAAAUUGGCCACAUACUUCGAAUAUUACGACUUUGACGUCAGCAACAGCGUAUUUGUAAGCAAGAAGGACAUCAAGAACUUCCCCUACGGUUACAAGGUCCGUCAGCCCCGCCUUAAUCACAAACCAUUCUCUGUCUCCAUCGGCGUCAAAUCUGAUGUUGCUGUUGAUGCAGUUUUCAAGAUUUUCUUAGGUCCUAAAUACGACAGCAAUGGCUUCCCAAUUCCAUUGGCUAAGAACUGGAAUAAAUUCUACGAACUGGAUUGGUUCGUGCACAAGGUCAUGCCUGGGCAGAACCACAUCGUCCGCCAGUCCAGUGACUUCCUAUUCUUUAAGGAGGACUCUCUGCCCAUGUCUGAGAUCUACAAACUGCUUGACGAAGGCAAAAUACCCUCUGACAUGUCAAACUCAUCCGACACGCUGCCUCAGAGAUUGAUGCUGCCAAGAGGUACCAAGGACGGUUAUCCAUUCCAAUUGUUCGUGUUCGUGUACCCGUACCAGGCUGUGCCUAAGGAGAUGGAGCCAUUCAAGUCGAUUGUGCCAGACAGCAAGCCUUUCGGAUAUCCGUUCGACCGCCCCGUCCACCCUGAAUACUUCAAGCAGCCCAACAUGCACUUCGAGGAUGUGCACGUUUACCACGAGGGAGAACAGUUCCCGUACAAGUUCAACGUUCCUUUUUACGUUCCGCAAAAGGUUGAGGUUUGAACGUUAAUUUAGAAUAGCUUGAAAGUAUCGUGUCUUUUAAUUACAACUUGGAUAUGUAUAUAAUUUAAAUGGACAAAGAAAUAUAUGUAUAAUUUAUGAACA
Molecule: messenger RNA, 2266 nt
Organism: Manduca sexta (tobacco hornworm)
Lineage: Eukaryota; Metazoa; Arthropoda; Insecta; Lepidoptera; Sphingidae
Product: arylphorin subunit alpha-like
Exons: 5
Coding region: 56-2164 (702 amino acids)
Source: RefSeq, a predicted model, not a curated record